Molecule: messenger RNA, 1827 nt
Organism: Vigna angularis (adzuki bean)
Lineage: Eukaryota; Viridiplantae; Streptophyta; Magnoliopsida; Fabales; Fabaceae
Product: probable pectinesterase/pectinesterase inhibitor 41
Exons: 2
Coding region: 21-1718 (565 amino acids)
Biological process (GO): cell wall modification
Molecular function (GO): pectinesterase activity; pectinesterase inhibitor activity
Source: RefSeq, a predicted model, not a curated record
CUCUAACAUAUCAAGUCCCAAUGGCAAAUAAAUUACGUAAUUCUCUCCCCAAAACAUCACCAUUUCUCAACCUUUUCAUACCCUUGUUAUUCAUCUCCCUGGUUUUCGCAGAAACCCCACCAACCACUUCUGUAUCUCCCGUAACCAUAUGCAAAUCCACCCCAGACCCAUCUUAUUGCAGUUCCGUCCUCCCUCCCCGAAACGCCAACGUUUACGACUAUGGCCGUUUCUCAGUGAAAAAGUCUCUUUCACAAGCAACCAAGUUCUUGAACUUGGUUAACAGAUACCUUCAACGCCGCUCUUCUCUUUCAACCUCCGCAAUCCACGCGCUCCAAGAUUGCCAAACCCUCGCCGAACUCAACGUCGACUUUCUCUCCAGUUCCUUCCAAACAGUCAACCGCACAACCACGCUCCUUCCCACUUCGCGAGCUGACGACAUCCAAACCCUUCUAAGCGCCAUUCUAACCAACCAACAAACCUGCUUGGAAGGCCUCCAAGCCACAGCCUCCGCUUGGCGUGUCAGCAACGGACUCUUCCUACCGCUUUCCAACGACACCAAGCUCUACACCGUCUCUCUCGCGCUCUUCACCAAGGGCUGGGUCCCCACCAACGCUAACGUCACCGCGUUUCAACCACCCGCCAAACACCGCGCCUUUCGAAACGGUCGUUUACCGCUCAAGAUGUCCAGCAGAACACGCGCGAUCUACAACUCCGUGAGUCGGAGAAAGCUCCUUCAGGGGAAUGUGGGUGACGAGGUGAAAGUGAAGGACAUCGUCACUGUCAGCAAAGAUGGUAGCGGGAACUUCACCACCUUGAACGACGCCAUUGCGGCGGCGCCCAACAAGUCUUCCUCUACAUCGGGGUACUUCCUCAUCUACGUCACUGCUGGUGUUUAUGAGGAAAAUGUGUCCAUUGAUAAGAAAAAGACAUACCUGAUGAUGGUUGGAGAUGGCAUCAACAAGACAAUUAUUACAGGAAAUCGAAGUGUUGUUGAUGGCUGGACAACUUUCAAGUCCGCAACUUUUGCGGUGGUUGGAGCAGGAUUUGUGGGUGUUAACAUGACCAUUCGCAACACUGCUGGAGCAGAGAAGCACCAAGCCGUAGCACUUCGUAACGGGGCAGAUUUAUCGACGUUUUACAGUUGCAGUUUCGAGGGGUACCAAGACACACUCUAUGCGCAUUCCCUGCGACAAUUCUACAGGGAAUGCGACAUCUACGGCACCGUGGAUUUCAUAUUCGGAAACGCGGCGACAGUUUUGCAAAACUGUAACCUUUAUCCUCGUCUCCCAAUGAAUGGCCAAUUCAACGCCAUAACCGCACAAGGCCGAACCGAUCCCAACCAAAACACCGGAAUUUGUAUCCAAAAUUGUACGAUUAGAGCAGCCGAUGAUUUGGCUGCGAACAUAAACGCGGCUGAAACUUAUCUGGGAAGGCCUUGGAAAAAUUACUCAAGAACGGUUUACAUGCAGAGUUUUAUGGACAGCGUGAUCGAUCCAGGUGGGUGGCGUGCAUGGGACGGUGAUUUUGCUUUGAACACUUUGUAUUAUGCAGAGUUUAACAACACUGGACCUGGAUCGACCACUGCAAACAGAGUCACAUGGCCCGGUUACCACGUGAUUAAUGCCACCGAUGCUGCUAAUUUUACUGUCUCUAACUUCUUGCUCGGAGAUAACUGGCUGCCCCAGACCACAGUGCCUUACGCAAGUAACUUCGUAUAGAUACAUUCAUUCGCCCAUUCACUUUGUUCUACUUUUAAGCUUUACUUUAUUUUUUUUCUUAUGAUUAAAUAAGCGGGUGAUCCUGUGUAACAAAUACACCGUCCCUCCA